Molecule: messenger RNA, 3279 nt
Organism: Callithrix jacchus (white-tufted-ear marmoset)
Lineage: Eukaryota; Metazoa; Chordata; Mammalia; Primates; Cebidae
Gene: VSIG2
Product: V-set and immunoglobulin domain containing 2
Source: RefSeq, a predicted model, not a curated record
GGAGAAGGGGAGGAGACCCUAAGCUACUCUAAGCAGUAGGGGGUGGAGUUAGUAUGCUUUGGAGCUACAGCUUGAGGGGUGCUGAGGGGUACGUGUGCCUCACCUGCUUCCUUUUCAGGGACAGGGCAGAGGAAGCUCACUUGGGCUCCUCUCCCACACCACAGCAUCCUUAACAAAGAUACCUUCUUGCCCAUUUGGAAGAGAUCUUCCUCCUUACUGAAGGAGAGCCGGGUAUCGUAUGGGGUGCAGGUCUUUGUCCAAAUUUUGCCACGUUGUUUCCUACCAAGGGUGGGGUCUCCUUUUGGUUUCAGUUUCUCUGCCCCUAAAAUGGAGUGGCUCUGGGAAGGGAGAGACGCUCAUUUCUACUGAGACUCCUACCACCCCCAGUGGUGAAAUGAAAAGUGGCAUGGACGGAAAGGGUCUGCGGCCUGGGGCUCACAGUCACUGAGGUUCCGAGAUGGGGACGCCACCUGCCAGCUCUGGGGUAUCAGGACAACUCCAUCUUCCAAAGUCAGCUUUCCUUCUGGAACUCCAGUGCCAAGUCUGUCUCCAUAGAAGGCCCACCCCAAGCCCCGCCCUUUUCCCAAGGCCUCACACCCUCCGACCUUGGGGAGAAGAGGAAGGAAGGAGGGAGCAGGGACAGAGGGUUUGCAGAAUUGGGGCUGGAGAGGAGGAGGGAGGAACACUUUUUUUUUAAAUCUGCAGUGCCGGCCUCUCCCCUGUUUGCUCUGAGAUACCAGUCUUGCUCCUGCCCAGUCCAGGCAGCUACCCUUGGGUGCUCCCUUCCCUCCCCGACACCCAGACUGACCUUGACCGCCGGCCUGGCAGGAGCAGGAGCAGGACGGUUGGACGCGGCCAUGGCCGGGCUCCCGGGGCCCUUUCUUUGCGGGGCCCUGCUAGGUUAUCUGUGCCUGAGUGGUGAGGAGGGGCUGGGCGGGAUCACAGCGAGAGCUGGGGGGCACAGGCCCGGCUUCCCGGCUCCUGGGGACCCACUCUGUCCCUGCCAGGCCAGCUAAGGCUGCCGUGGGCUAGACGGGCCCUAAGUUGCCUGGGCUGAGGCCGGGAGGGGGUGUUGAAAGCCAAGAGGGCAGAGGAGAGAGGCCCCCCAAGCUGGCGGAGUUCAGCCUCUCCGUGGUACAGGCCUGAACCACUCACCGCAGGGGUAGUGUUUUUCUCUCUCUGCUAAAUACACACACCCUCUUACCUGGCCCAGUCUUGGCCCUUUUACCCACAAAGACCCGGCCCCUCCCGGAAACCACAGGUUUUGGGAAGGGAGGGGUUGAAUUGAGGGGAGAGGGUUGUGCUCUGGGAAAGGAGCCCUCAGCUUUCAACGUAGAUGACCGGAGUGGCCCCAACCCUCCAGAUUACUGGAAUUUGGGUUCCUACCUCCCUUUGGUUCCUGGCCACAGGACUGGCGGUGGAGGUGAAGGUAUCCACUGAGCCGCUGAGCACGCCAGUGGGGAAGACAGCCGAGCUGACCUGCACCUACAGCACGUCCGUGGGAGACAGCUUUGCCCUGGAGUGGAGCUUUGUGCAGCCUGGGAAGCCCAUCUCUGAGUCCCAUCCAAUCCUGUACUUCACCAAUGGCCAUCUGUAUCCAACUGGUUCUAAGUCAAAGAGGGUCACCCUGCUUCAGAACCCCCCCACAAGGGGGGUGGCCACGCUGAAACUGACUGACAUCCACCCCUCAGAUACUGGAACCUACCUCUGCCAAGUCAACAACCCACCAGAUUUCUACACCAAUGGGCUGGGGUUAAUCAACCUUACUGUGCUGGUUCCCCCCAGUAAUCCCUCAUGCAGUCAGAAUGGACAAACCACUGUGGGAGGCUCUACUGCACUGAGAUGCAGCUCUUCCGAGGGGGCUCCCAGGCCAGUAUACAACUGGGUGCGUCUUGGAUCUUCUCCUACACCUUCUCCUGGCAGCAUGGUUCAAGAUGAGGUGUCUGGCCAGCUCAUUCUCACCAACCUCUCCCUGACCUCCUCGGGCACCUACCGCUGUGUGGCCACCAACCAGAUGGGCAGUGCAUCCUGUGAGCUGACCCUCUCUGUGACCGAACCCUCACAAGGCCGAGUGGCUGGGGCUCUAAUUGGGGUGCUCCUGGGCGUGCUGUUGCUGUCAGUUACUGCGUUCAGCCUGAUCAAGUUCCAGAAAGAGAGGGGGAAGAAUCCCAAGGAGACAUAUGGGGGUAGUGACCUUCGGGAGGAUGCGGUCGCUCCUGGGAUCUCUGAGCACACUUCGAGGGCUGAUUCUAGCAAAGGGCUCCUGGAAAGACCCUCAUCUGCCAGCACCGUGACGACCAACAAGUCCAAGCUCCCUAUGGUUGUGUAACUUCUCAUCCCUGAGGGCGGCGAAGGGGAAUAUCAGUAAUUAAAGUCUGCGGGUACCAUACUGUCUCCUUCUUUCUGCUGGUAUAGCGAAUUCCUCUAGGCGGCUCAAAGAGUAUUAACAGUAAGGGAAGGAAUGAGCUUGAAGUCCAAGAAAUGAUGCUGUAGGUUGGCAGGAAGUUUGGUUGGGUAAAAGGGGUAGGUUUCAACCUAGGUGCCUCUCCACCUCAGCCCACCAACCCUGAUUUUUGGUUUGGCCAAAGGAGACUUGUUCAAGCUCCAAGCCGAGGCCUGUGCACCCAAACUCCCUCCCCUGGCACCCUCUGGACACUUGGACAUUCCUCUUUAUUGUUCACAUUCCAACCCAGCACAGUCACAUGCACACACGGAGAUAAAAAACCUUUCGGCCACAGCCCCAGGAGCCCAGCGGGGAGCGGGGACGGGGCCGACAGGGGCGGGGCGAGGCCGCGGAAGACUCCUCCUACCAAGCCUCCCAGGCGCUCGGCGUUUGCAUAAACAAGAGAGCUGGAGAGGCUGCCCUCCACAGUGCGCUGGGGAAAGGGGAGAGAACGUGACAGGCAGGUGUGGGAUAGGGACUUCUCUUCCGAUCAGAGUAAGGGGCGUCGACACCAUUAAAACCCUCUUCUCUUCAUCUCGCCCCAGAUCCAAAGUCCUGGGGCUAGGCUUGGGGCACGGAGAUGUAGGGCGCCCCUUUUAGCUGCGCACAGAACGAAAGGACUUGUUUUUUCUUUAAGUAAGUGUACUUGGGUGACGCUUAGGGCGCCCUCCGCAGUGCGCGCAGGAAAGCGCAGAGGCUGCGGAGGCAGAGCUGCAUGCUGGGUGCGGGGAGAGGUGGGCGAGAAGCAAAAGAAGGAUUUGGGAGCGCAGGGUUUACGGUGGGUUGGGGUGGAAGGGCAAAUGGGGACCAUACUAGACUGUAGAACUAACUAAAAG